Molecule: messenger RNA, 2931 nt
Organism: Petromyzon marinus (sea lamprey)
Lineage: Eukaryota; Metazoa; Chordata; Hyperoartia; Petromyzontiformes; Petromyzontidae
Gene: SIGMAR1
Product: sigma non-opioid intracellular receptor 1
Cellular component (GO): endoplasmic reticulum
Source: RefSeq, a predicted model, not a curated record
ACGGUAGAAAUCUUCCGGAAGAGGAAGAGACGGGAGCGAGCAGAGAGAGACUCGAAGAACGAUGGGCGCCUUGGUGAGGACGCUGCCGUGGCUACUCGCCGGUUCUGUGCUUCUCGUCGCCCUCUCCGUGCCCCUCGUCGGCUCGUGGCUGCGCACGAAGCGCUACGUCUUCGAGCCCGAAGAGGUGGCGAGGGUGGCAAAGAAAUAUGCGGGGCUGGACCACGACGCGGCGUUCGGAAAGGUCGUGGCGGAGCUGCGGCGGACGCAUCCGGGGCACGUGCUGCCCGACAGCGAGAUGCAGUGGGUGUUUGUAAAUGCAGGCGGUUGGAUGGGCGCCAUGUACCUCCUGCACGCAUCCCUCACCGAGUACGUGCUGCUCUUCGGCACGGCGGUCGAUACUUCCGGGCACUCCGGCCGCUACUGGGCGAACAUCUCUGACACGAUCAUAUCAGGGACGUUCCGCCAGUGGAAGGAGGGCACCACGAAGAGCGAGGUAUUCUACCCAGGCGACACGAUCGUGCACGGCGCGGGCGAGGCGACGUCCGUGCAGUGGACGGCCGGCACAUGGAUGGUGGAGUACGGACGCGGCUUCAUCCCGUCCACGCUGGGCUUUGCGCUCGCCGACACACUCUUCAGCACGCAGGACUUUCUCACCGUAUUCUGGACGCUGCGCGUGUACGCACGCGCCCUGGCGCUCGAGAUCACCACCGAGCUGCGUGACGCCGGCCUGCUGUGACGCGUGACGUCGCCACCCCCCACCACACCCGCAAUGGGAAAGCGAUCGGUAGUCGGAGGGGUGGCAACAGACAGUGUGGUGGGGAGGUGGGGCAAAGAAGAUGCAGGGCACACGGUGCAAGCAAGUUCCAGUCCUGCACGAACCCUAAUUCGCCAAUAAGUCCACCAGUACCGGCCAUCCCACUGGUCCUAAUCCGAACUAGCAAACUUUCCAACCAGCCACCCACUCCUACUGCCCUCCCACUGGCCAUAAACCCAACCUACCCAACGAGUUAACCAGAAACUACGAUGGACACUAGGUUAAGUUAAAUAGCCGAGUGUGGGGCUCUUGGAAAGUUAAAGCGUUCGCUGCCGAGCCCAAACCUAGCACCCAUUAAUCUAUCCACAUAAAAAUCCAACGAAAGAGGAAGUGAAUCGAGGCACAGGCGGUAUUGACAAACGGUGAAUGAGUCUCACCCCCGACUUGCCUCGUGUCCUUCGUAGUACCAGCCCCUCCACUCACCUUAGUAACUAGCCACCAGUACAAGGCCUCUUGCUGAUCUUAAUCGAAUCCAAUUUGACAACUAGCCACCCAUUAUCCAGCUCUUCUUAUCCCCUACCUCCUGCACUGUCAUGGCCCCCUUUCACUUGAGCGUUGCUUCUCUGUUGCGGUGUUCACUUGUCUACGUGUGUGUGCGCGAAUUGUCCCAUUGCACGUCACAAGGGAGGCGCUGCAAAUCUGCACUUUGAUCCCCCCCCCCCUGCGGGUCACGUGGGGGACUGUGUGAUUGGCUGGUCAAGUCUGCUGCGUUGAUAUUCCUGCUGUUUAUAUGUCGGUCAUGGAUUUUCUGUCUGCAGUCCUCGCAAAAGGAAUCCUCACUGGGCUUCUAGAUUUACGACCGCCCUACAUUAUAGGAUGUAUCACGAGUUGAUGUCUGGUCACUGAUGACUGAACAGAAAAAAAUCCCAUUGCAUUACAUUUGGUUGGGCGCGUAAUUUGGCGAAAUUCCGGCUCUAUUGAAUUAAAAAAUAUAUUUUUCACUCGUGCGACCAAAAUUACUCUCAUGGCAGAGCGUGUGGAAAAGUGCUGGCCUCUGCUGUGUACCAGGGAGGGCUGUACUGUCCACUUCCAUGGGGCCACUCGAAAGUCCACAUUGGUUGCGCCAUCUCUGCAACAGAUCCAAAUGAAGAACCUAGUCUAAUGACAUUGCAACGAUUGCACGGUCGGGAUAUAAUUGGUGGAAAUGCAAUAAAAUGUUCAAAGGUAGGAUGGGCGAACUGCAGGUUGAAGUUCCUGUGUGACUGCACACCGAGAACCUUUUGGGGGGGCCCUCUAUUUGACUUAGCGGUCAACGUCCAACCCUGUGCAGUGUUGAGAGGCUGACUUUAAUCCACGUGUGCCAGCGCUCAUGGGCAAGUCACCAAGGUGGCUUUUUGACUGAGCAGAUCUCAUGCUGUGUUGGUUUGAGGGCUGCAUUGCUCCUGGCCCUGUGUAUUGAAAGCUGCUACCUACCCCAAAAGUCGUUGCUGUUUUGUGUUUAACGUCUGAUCAUAUCUGAGCCACAAGCAAGGGAACUGUGACAAACUAAAGCAUUUAAUAAUUUAUUUUAGAAUACCUGAUUACUCUUAAUUAAUCGGUGAUGUCCAAUUACUUAUUUGCAGUGGUGUGGAAACAUGCUGCUAAUGAGCUCACAAGGUGGGCGGGACCCAUUGGUAAUUGGUUUGCGGCUGGUUAACUUACCAGUGGUGGCAUAACCAGGCAUUGAACAAUUCAGCUUGGCAACACUAUUCGAGUAUUUCGUGACUUAGUCGUCGUGCGUGCGAUGUCCAUGAAGCACUUGUGUGUAGUACAACGAAUUGACUUUAAUAUUAAGCGUUGCAUUGUUAAGUGGCUAACCAAACGCCGCCACUGCUGAAUGUCUCCCCCCCCCCCAUCCCAUGCUGUUUGCCGUCGUUUCCCUGGGGGGAGGGGGACACGGAUGGAAAGAGCAAUAGCGACCACGUGUCACGGCUUGUGCUGCUUUGCCUGGUCAGGUUCCCCCCACCCACUGUCCAGCUGCUCAGGCCUGCCUGCCUGAUAGGUUUGGGGCAUAGGGUGGGUUUUGGGGGGGGGGUUGACUGCUGCUGGGUGUUGGUGUGUCCUGUUGGUUUACAAAACAUUUGUCUCGAUGACGUGGGGGGGGAUUAUGUAGGUGUAAUAAACGAGUCAUCCAUGGA